AUGGGUUUAACGCCGGAUCAAGUCAAGAUCAUCAAGGCCACCGUGCCGGUCUUGAAGGACCAUGGCAAUGCCAUCACCACGGUGUUCUACCAGAAUAUGCUGGCCGAAAAUCCAGAGCUCAACAGCAUCUUCAACACUUCCAACCAGGUGACCGGCCACCAGCAACGUGCCCUGGCCAAUGCUUUGUACGCAUAUGCCACGCAUAUUGACGACCUGGGAGCGUUGGCGCCCGCCGUCGAGCUCAUCUGCCACAAGCAUGCGUCCCUGUACAUCCAACCGGAGCACUACAAAAUUGUCGGGACUUAUCUGCUUGCCGCGAUGAAGCAGGUCCUCGGGGAUGCCCUCACCCCGGAGAUCCACGACGCCUGGGCUGCGGCGUACUGGCAGCUGGCCGACAUCCUGAUCGGGAAAGAGAAAUCCCUGUACGAGGAAAGUGACGGCUGGACCGAUUGGCGCGAGUUCAAGAUCGCAAAGAAGGUCCCCGAAUCGGACGAAAUCACCUCCUUCUAUCUCAAACCAGUGGACGGCAAACCCUUGCCCUCGUUCCGGCCGGGGCAGUACGUCUCAGUGCUGGUCGAUGUGCCGGCCCUUGGAUAUCCGCAGCCGAGACAGUACUCGCUGAGCGACAAGCCCAACCCAGACUACUUCCGAAUCAGCGUGAAAAAGGAGCCGGGGGCAGUCAACGGCGUCAAAUCUCCCCCGGGCUACGUGUCGAACGUUCUCCACGACCUCAAACAGGAGGGAGAUAUCGUCAAGGUCUCCCAUCCGUUCGGCGACUUUUUCCUUACGGACGCAAAGAACGGCGAGAUCGUCGACUCGACCCGUCCUAUCGUGCUCAUCUCCGCCGGGGUCGGCCUCACUCCCUUGACAUCGAUCCUCAACACAGUGACGUCCAGGUCCUCCGCGUCGAAGCGGAAGAUCCACUUCAUCCACGGUGUCCGACGGGCGAGGGUUCGCGCGUUCAAGGACCAUGUGCUGUCUCUCGCCAAGCAAUACCCGAAUCUGCAAGUGACCUUCUUCAACAGCUCCCCAUCAGACGACGAGAAGCAGGGAGAAGACUUCCACCACGCGGGGCGGAUCGAUCUGCAGAAACUCGACAGGGACGAGCAUCUCUUCCUCGACGACCCCACGACAGAAUACUACAUUUGUGGGCCGGAAGGUUUCAUGCAAGACAUGGCGCGUUCACUGAAGGAGUUGAAUGUGGAUUCUGCUCGGAUCCAUAUGGAACUUUUUGGCACGGGCGGUGUUUCCACUGCGUGA
Messenger RNA from Rasamsonia emersonii CBS 393.64, 1260 nucleotides. Its product is annotated as Nitric oxide dioxygenase. Bases 1 to 1260 code for a protein of 419 amino acids. Lineage: Eukaryota; Fungi; Ascomycota; Eurotiomycetes; Eurotiales; Trichocomaceae. The record is from RefSeq and is a predicted model, not a curated record. The transcript has a single exon. Gene Ontology annotation, cellular component: intracellular anatomical structure. Gene Ontology annotation, biological process: cellular response to nitrosative stress; nitric oxide catabolic process. Gene Ontology annotation, molecular function: oxygen binding; nitric oxide dioxygenase [NAD(P)H] activity; FAD binding.